Messenger RNA from Linum tenue, 249 nucleotides. Lineage: Eukaryota; Viridiplantae; Streptophyta; Magnoliopsida; Malpighiales; Linaceae. The record is from the annotation of a GenBank genome assembly.
AUGGAGUCAGGUUUCUUUCUUUUACAGAGCCUUCGAAUCGGAUACCACGAGAGGGACGUAUCGAUGCACAAAGAUUACAGGGAAGAGCUCUGGGAGGUCCUGGAAGGAAAAUUCAUGCCACCGAGACUUUUCGUCAAGGGAAGGUACAUUGGCGGAGCUGAAGAAGUUUUGGGUUUGAAUGAACAGGGGAAGUUCAGGGUGCUCUUUGAAGGGUUUCCACCAGUUGAUAGAUCAGCUGAACCUUCGUGA